Molecule: messenger RNA, 6356 nt
Organism: Anoplophora glabripennis (Asian longhorned beetle)
Lineage: Eukaryota; Metazoa; Arthropoda; Insecta; Coleoptera; Cerambycidae
Gene: MED1
Product: mediator of RNA polymerase II transcription subunit 1
Exons: 9
Coding region: 124-4584 (1486 amino acids)
Biological process (GO): regulation of transcription by RNA polymerase II
Cellular component (GO): mediator complex
Molecular function (GO): transcription coregulator activity
Source: RefSeq, a predicted model, not a curated record
UGGCAAAUGUCAACUUUUUGUUUGGUGGUGAUGUAUGUCUGUGAAAACAUAUUUUUUCCGUUAAUUUAACAAAUAUUAAAAUGAACUGUAGUGUCUAGUUAGCGUUUUAAAGCAACCGCCACCAUGAACCGACCGCAAAACAGCAUCCUAACACUGCCACCCUCGAGCAAAGACAAGACCAAGGACUGGCAGCUGGAGAUACUGAUGGAAAAACUCAGGUCCAAAGCCGCCCAGUACAAAACCCUGCCCGAGAUAUCAAAAAAUGUUCGCAUGACUUUGCUUGAGAAGAGAUAUGCCUUGGAUAGCGUUGAAAAGAGCCAGCAUCAAAAAUGUUUAGACACGUUGCAGCAUUCCAUAAAGGUGACGUCUUUCCAGAGCAUGGUAGAGCGAUUGGAGAGCCUUACAAGGCAAUUAGGGUUAAAAUUUGUAGUAGAACCAACUGGUGUGUUCAUAUCCUCGGAUAUGUUUUACUUAGAAAUCGUACUAGAACCCACAGGUGCAGUGAAAGACGUAAAAAUCCACCACGAAGGAAAAAAAGACCAGCAAAGUUGCACGGAACUUGUGAACUGCCUCUCGCGAGGUGAUUUUGCCGAUUUCACUGCACAGUUGGAAGGUUUCACUUCGAUUUACCAGCUCAACGCUGAAAAGAAAGUAAAAUGCAAAGCUUUCACUGCCCUAGAGUCUCUUGAGGCCGAUCUUAGUAUCCUAGCUCAAUUACAGGCCUUUAUGAAGGAGCCUUUCAGUUUGAUACACAAAUCGCCCGUUGGAAUUUUGGAAAAGAGGCGGGGAGGGCAUCCGAUGAAGUUAACGUACUUCAUUUCGCCCUACGAUUUAUUAAACGUUGAGAAAAAUGAUAUGGAAGAGAUAAGUAUCGACAGCGUCAUCAAUAAGUCUUUGGGGUACAGUGUUACUGUUUGUAUGGAAGGAUCCGCAGCGCAUAAGUUGCAGACUACUACUUUAAUAACUGUGAACAGGAACAUGAAUGGAAAAAAUACACCAUCGUACUCACCUCUAACGGCUCAGAAUAGCGCCGUUAUACCGGCCUGUUUUGUGCUGAAACUAAACAAACCGAUGCCCAUGUGUCUGUCGUUGGUGAGGCAGAUACAGCAGAUCCACCCGUGGACGGAUAUUGAUAGCGUCACGACGCAACCACUGCUUAAUUUGAUAGUGUCGCAUAGUAGUGGUGGAAAGAUGGAGUCUAGUAAUAACAAGGGAUUGUUUGUGACAUUACCGGAUCAAAACCACUGUUAUUUCAUGACGGAGAACAAAAAUAUGGACGGGGUGCUAGUGACUAGCAUACCGUUCACCCAUCCCGCUCACGUCGGUAACAUUUUGAUAGUUUUAAGGGAGCAAGCCCUGUUUAAUACCAUCAUUAGUAGCUGCGUUAGACCAAAUAGUAGACAAGAUUUCGAGAACAUGACCAUGUUCGAAAUAAGCGCCCUCUCUCCCAGCCACAUCUCCGUCUCCUUAGAACACCCAGUCGACGAAAGCAUGGCUACCGCCGAGAUCAACCUCAUGGACAUCUCAAACUUGGAGUGUCACAUUCACAAUCCCGGUACGCCGCCUCCCGCCAACACCCCCGACACCAUCUCCGAGCUGGCAUCGAAGAUACUGAACAAGUGCCUAUCGCUGCCCGUCACGAUGCGCACCAUCAUAAAACUGUGGGAGAAGCAAGCCAUGCGACGCUCCCACUAUGGCGGCGGACAUGAAAAUUUUAGUUUACCCCUCGGGCCGGGUGACCCGGGUGGUCACAAGAGCGGGCCAGGACCGGGCCUGGGAGAUUUUGGGGGCCUUGGGGAUAAAAUGAUCAAGCAGGAGCCGAUGGGGGGUUCCGUGGGCCACGGGAUGAUUAUGCAGGCCGCGGCGGGCACGGGCCAGGGCAUGUUCCUUAACCAUUCGAUGAUGACGUCGAAUUUUUCAAACUUCCCACCUUCCGAUGGGGUGCCGACCAACAUGGAGCUCACUAACAUACCGUCAGAUACUGCGGACAAAUGCAGCAAGCGGCAGAAGCGCAGGUCUGACGAUUUGUGGAAAAGUGGCAAGAGGAAGGUGGGAACGGAUGAUUCAGAACUGAUGGAGUCGUCAAGCUGCGACUCCACCUCAAGAAGCACCCCAUUGUCUCAAGAGAUAGAUGUCACCACCCCGAACUCGGUAUUGGGGUUUCAGACGGACCUCGAUCUAGACCCGGCUGAAAUCUUGGGGGUCGCCGAUAAGUCCAACACGGAAUUUGAUAACAUAGACGAUUUGGGCGACAUCGAAGAUAUUACCAAGGAAUCAAAACGGAAGCAGGAGAAACCGCCUGAAAUGGUCGAGAAAAGCUUGGUACCUCCCAACGUUAGCAUCACACCGAUUCCUUCUAGUCCUUCUGGAUUUUCUGUAGGAGGGAGCCAGGAUAAGCGGCAAGGGAUCGAAAUAAUCCCCAUGUCUCAAUCAACAUCCUCACUUCUGUCCAGUUCAAUCACAAUUACUCCAAUAUCGUCGUCACAGAGUAAGUCUUCGGAAGAAAAAACGAAGGAAAAACGCAGCAGCAAGAGCAGUAGAGACGAUAAGAAUAGGACAGAGAAACGCAAGAAGAGAAAAAGAGACGAAAGCCCCAUGGGUCCGCCGGAAAAAGUACCCCCGAAGCAAGAUCCCCUCACGAAACCCGUAACGGUGAGCAUAAAACCCACCGAAUCCCCUCCUUUGACUCCUGUCACCCCCACGUCCCCCAAUAUGGUGCGGAAGUUUAGUGCCUCGCCUACCCCAAACAGGACUAUGUCACUAAGUGGCAAACUCAGCCCAAGCCCAAUGAAAUCUAACCUCAAAUCCAGUUCGUCACACCAGAGCCCCAAACACUCGCCAGCACACGUGCCUAGCAGCCCCAAGCACAGCAUCCCGGGCAUUUCCAGCCCCAAGCACCACGGUACUUCCCCAAAGCACCCAUCGGCCAGCGGUUCGGGGAAACCAAGCAUGUCCACUUUGAAAAGCGCAGCUAAUUCGCCUUCCAGUAAAAGCGGGGCCGACUCGAAAAAAUCCAGCUCGAAGGAUGGUUCCAGGGAUAAAGACAAGAAAUUGUCUAGCGUUUUCAGCGUGACCAACUCUAAAACGAAGGGAUCCGCCAAAGUGAAACCGUUGGAUUUGAAUAUGGGAGAAGUGCCGCAAGAUGGUCUAUCGUCGCCCAGCGGGACGUGUGACUCGUCCAAAUCGAAUUCGAACCAGGCGAGGAACCGCAAAGGUUCUCUGUCAGCCAUCGUGGAUAAACUGAAAGUCAACGCGCAACACUGUGAUACCGCCACUGACCUCAGCAGUAAAUCGAGCAGCGGGCGGGAUAGGACGAGUUUGAACGCAAGCAAAUCGAACGAGUCGAAGAGCAGCACCAAGAUAGGCGAGACGAAAAACUCGGAGUACAUGGUGAAGCCUAGUUCGGACGGUAUGAAGAUAACGAUCAACAAGACACGCAGCAAAGACAGUUCCAGUGCGAAAUCAUCAAGUUCGGCAAGUGUGAGCAAAACGGGAUCACCGAAAAUACACACCGGAUUGAAACCGGGCGUCAACAGCGGUCCAGCGUCGAAAAAACCCCAGCAACUACAAAAAUCGAGCAGCUCGAGCGUCUCGAACUCGACCAGUGCCAACUAUAGCGGUAGCUUAAAAACCUCAAGUUCCAGUAACAAAGUAUCCUCUUCCAGUGCUUCGAAACUCUCUUCGGGAUCUACGGGUAGCGGGAGUCUCUCGAAAUCGGUGUCGAAGCUGAGCGGUUCGCCUAAAACGGGUUCCAGUGCGACGGACUUAAGCAGGACUAAAGACCGUUUGAAACCGAGUAAAAGCAGUUCGGAAAAGUCGAUGUUCUCCCGGAAGUCCAGCCCAACGCCUAAUCGUGACGAUCCCGACUCUUACAAGUCUAAAAUUGACCCGUUCGGCUCAAAUUUAAUGAUGGAGGGCAUGAUGAAGCAGCUCGACAAGAAUUUCCAGAUACCGAAGCUCUCCGCGAGGACAUCGGACGACAAGAAGAAGAAUGACUCGUUAAACAACAUGAACGCCGGCACGGUGGACAGAAAGAUCUUCGACUUGAUGUCGAAAAACGACCUUACAAUGCCCAAGUAUCAGCUGGCGAUACCCAACAAGUUUGAGAACUCCAUGGAGCAGAAGGUGAGAAACAAUGUGAAUAGUAUGAACGCGAUGGGGAUAGGCAGCGGCAAACAGAAGGACGACGAAGAGGACAGGAGGAAGGAUGUGCCCCAAAAUCUGUCCAGUUCGCAAGGCAAAGAAGACUCGUACAAGUUGGAGGCCACGUCUAUACCCAAGCCAUUUUCUUCAGCCACUGCCGAGCCCCUGGGCCUGUCCACGAAAAGCCUUGAUCUGACCUCGAAAUUUCUAGCGCCAGCCCCCAGGGACGACAGGAAGGAGUCGAGGAGGGGCGAAAGCGACGCCCUGGAUUUUAGCAGUAAGUCGGGGCCGCUAGCGUUCCCGCAAUCUCCCUCCGUUAGUGUUCAUAUAGUUAAAUCUCCGGCGCCCAGUCCGUUGAUCAACCCGAGUCCCCACUCGGCCUCGCCUUGUAUCACCGACGACGAACUUAUGGACGAGGCCCUUGUGGGGCUGGGGAAAUAGUUCAAUAUAGGACGAAAUGCGACUUAAACGUUCCGACAUCGCUCAUGAGGCAAUUUUGAGACGGUACUAAAUGAUGUUAAUUUGAUUUUAUAUUUAUUUCAGCAAGUCUUCCAGAUUUUUUUGUCGGGCAAUAUAUAGGUUGUUUUUAAGUCAAUGUCAUAAAUUCAAGAGGUUUCUUGGGUGGUUAGAUGAAGUCUCAAUGUACCAACAGCCUAAAACUAUGGUUUUCGAGACAUGGGAUGUUGAAAGUUUAAAAAAAUAUUGAGUUUUUUGAAACGUGCCUGAAGAUGUUUAACUUAGAUUGAUGAAACGUCUUAAAAAAAACCACCAGGAAUUAACUGUACUUAUUAGAUUUCCAAAAUACUCAGUUGCGCCAAAAUUCUGGAGUUCUAUUCAGUAUUUGAGUUUGUACAGGAUGUUUACAAACGUCAGGAAGAAAUUUGACGGGUAAACAUUUUUUGGAAAUAGAACUUUUUUCAAUAUUUGCUUUGCCGUGAUAAAAACUUUUUGGAGCCGCUGACACCAUUGAUAGAUCUGCCUCUGUUGGCACAUCAUGCCGAUUAGGAAAUCACUGUUAUCCAGGUGCCGAUGAAUUAAUUAAAUGUUAUUAUAUUGAUGAACUAUUUUGGUAAGUAUAAUAAAUUUUUAGGAUCUUUCCUUUAUUAAGGUUUAAAAUCAACAACCCCUUAAAAUCAUGUUAUUGUUGAUGUUAUAAAAUCCUAACCUAUAUUUUUUUACCCCUGUCACAGAGUAGUGAUGCUAUUUUAUUUUUCUUUAUUAACAGUUGAAUAUAAAGUAACGAAAUUACCGUGACUAUGUUUCUUUGAUCGAUCUUGAAAUUGGUUCGUGAAUGGUAUGUUCGAAUGCGCUAAUGAGCUACUUAUGUUUCUUUUCCUUAGGAAAUUUCCGUUGUUAUAUUUAUUAUCGUCAAUUUGUACAUAAAAUUGCCAAUUAACUUUAGCAGAGGUCCAUUGUCGGACGUGUUUUCAUAUAACCGAUAUGACGAAGUUACUUUGGAAACAUUUCUGUUGCGGUAAGUUCUGAAAUUGAAAACGUUGAUUUUAAGUAAUGGUCAGAGGUUGAGGAUCACGCCACUGCGUAACUUCGUUAUAUUCGGGAGCGAUCAAAGGUUUUAUAGCUAAUUUGGUAGCUUUCUUUUUAUUAGUACAAUAUUUAUUUUAUUAAGAGUUACGUUGUAUAUAUUAAUCUUUUCGCUUUGGAAUUCAAAGUUAGAAUUAUUGAACGGGACACUACAGGGAUGUUGCAAAUUGUUAAAGAUACAAGGCGACUCAAACUAUAAAAAGGUCGUUCGAUAGUUUUACGAAAUUUUUACUGAAAUCUGAUCCGAUGUUUCAAUUAACUGUCGAAAUAUAAUGAAAAAACUGGAAAAUAUGUUUAUUUAUGGAGAUAACUUAAUGAAGAUUGGUCUCAAGACAUUUGACACCCUCCUGGUGGUAAAGUUAGAUUUUUUUGUAUACAGUAGAACCUCGGUUAUCCGACCUCGCUUAUUCGUCCUCCUGAUUUUCCGACAUCGUGUCCGAAACGGCGAUUCCAUGUUAACCGACGUUCAUCCGUAUUAUCUGACCUAUGCCCGAUUUCUGCUGUUUUAUUUCUUAAAAAAAUAAUAAAAAUGAAUAAACCUGGAUUAUCCGACUUUUUCCAUUAUCCGGCCUAGUGCCGGUCCACAAUAGGUCGGAUAAUUGAGGUUCUAUUGUACUUUAGUGUUUGCAAAAAAAAUGUUACAUCUCAAAAACAAUGAAAGGUAGAAAAAA